Messenger RNA from Vitis vinifera (wine grape), 4433 nucleotides. RefSeq names its product disease resistance protein RPV1. The coding region runs from base 134 to 4153 and encodes 1339 amino acids. Gene Ontology annotation, molecular function: ADP binding. The record is from RefSeq and is a predicted model, not a curated record. Gene Ontology annotation, biological process: defense response; signal transduction. NCBI's taxonomy places the organism in Eukaryota, Viridiplantae, Streptophyta, Magnoliopsida, Vitales, Vitaceae. The transcript has 8 exons.
GGUAAUUUUCAAUUUCAAAUGCUACAGGGUUUGAAUGCCCCCACUUUUCUUAACAUUUGAUUUUUAAGGGAAGGAUGAGUUAGGAAACCGUGUGAGCCCCACUUUCAACAAGUUAGGUGCUGAUAACAAUUGAAUGCCAUUAUUCAUUUGCUCUUCAGUUCUCACGGUCCAGCCAAAUGGUGAUUCUUUUUUGAUAAGGUCCACACAAGACACCGAAUUCAGCCCUCAGUAUGAUGUCUUCCUUAGUUUCAGAGGCGAAGACACCCGUAAAAGCUUCACUGAUCAUCUUCACACGGCGCUUUGUCAAAAAGGAAUCAACACUUUCAUGGAUGACCAACUUAGGAGAGGAGAACAAGUAUCUCCAGCGCUCCUUAACGCCAUUGAAGAAUCGAGGUUUUCCAUCAUCAUUUUCUCUGACAACUAUGCUUCUUCCAGUUGGUGUCUGGACGAGCUAGUAAAGAUACUUGACUGCAUCAAAGUUAUGGGACAUAGAGCACUACCAGUUUUCUAUAACGUGAAUCCCUCUCAUGUAAAAAAACAAACAGGGAGUUUUGCAGAGGCAUUUGCAAAGCAUGAACAAGAAAACAGGGAGAAGAUGGAGAAAGUGGUCAAGUGGAGAGAAGCUUUAACUGAAGUAGCCACAAUUUCUGGAUGGGAUUCCCGGGAUAGGCAUGAAUCCAAACUUAUUGAGGAAAUUGUUAGAGAUAUUUGGAAUAAAUUGGUUGGCACAUCUCCAAGCUACAUGAAGGGCCUAGUUGGGAUGGAGUCCCGCCUAGAGGCCAUGGAUUCCUUAUUAUGUAUUGGAUCACUUGAUGUUCGGAUGGUAGGAAUUUGGGGCAUGGCUGGCAUAGGGAAGACUACCAUUGCUAAAGUUAUUUAUGAGCGAAUCUACACUCAAUUUGAAGGUUGUUGCUUUCUUUCAAAUGUUAGAGAAGAGUCAUACAAACAUGGUCUACCUUAUUUACAAAUGGAACUCCUUUCACAAAUUUUAAAGGAAAGGAAUCCAAAUGCAGGACUUUUUAAUAAAGGAAUCAAUUUUAUGAAGGAUGUGCUCCACUCUAGGAAGGUCCUUAUUAUCCUUGAUGAUGUGGAUCAACGAAAACAGUUGGAAGAUUUAGCAGGAGACAAUAAUUGGUUUGGAUCGGGAAGUCGAAUUAUCAUAACAACUAGAGAUCGACAUUUGCUAACUUGUCAAGAAGUGGAUGCAAUAUACGAAGUUAAGGAAUUAGACAAUGAUGAAGCUCUUAAGCUAUUUUGUCUGUAUGCCUUUAGACAUAAGCAUGGUACAGAAGAUUUUAGGCAGCUAUGUGGCCAUGCACUAGAUUAUACUAGUGGCCUCCCGUUAGCCCUUAAAGUCUUGGGUUCUUCUCUAUACACAAAAGGCAUACAUGAAUGGAAGAGUGAAUUGGACAAACUCAAACAAUUCCCCAACAAAGAAGUUCAAAAUGUGCUCAAAACAAGUUUUGAAGGGUUAGAUGACAAUGAACAAAAUAUAUUUCUUGAUAUUGCAUUCUUUUAUAAAGGGCAUGAUAAAGAUUUUGUUGGAGACAUACUAGAUAGUUGUGGUUUCUUCUUUGGCAUUGGGAUAAGAAAUCUUGAAGAUAAGUCACUGAUAACUAUUUCGGAGAAUAAGUUGUGCAUGCAUGAUUUAUUACAAGAAAUGGGUUGGGAAAUUGUUAGACAAAAAUCUGAAGUACCUGGCGAGCGUAGCAGGUUAAGAGUUCAUGAGGAUAUCAAUCAUGUACUAACAACAAAUACGGGGACUGAAGCAGUUGAAGGCAUAUUCCUUGAUUUGUCUGCAUCGAAAGAGUUGAACUUUAGUAUUGACGCCUUUACAAAGAUGAAGAGAUUAAGAUUGCUCAAAAUCUGUAAUGUGCAAAUAGAUAGAAGCUUGGGAUAUUUGUCAAAAAAAGAGUUAAUUGCCUAUACUCAUGAUGUUUGGAUAGAGAGGAAUUAUUUGUACACUCAAAAUAAAUUGCACCUAUAUGAAGAUUCCAAAUUUCUAUCCAACAACUUAAGAGAUCUCUAUUGGCAUGGAUACCCUUUGAAGUCCUUUCCAUCAAAUUUUCAUCCAGAGAAGCUUGUUGAGCUAAACAUGUGCUUUAGUAGACUUAAACAACCGUGGGAAGGAAAAAAGGGAUUUGAGAAGUUGAAAUCCAUCAAACUUAGCCACUCUCAACAUCUAACCAAAAUACCAGACUUCUCUGGAGUGCCAAACCUUAGGAGACUAAUUCUCAAAGGUUGUACAAGUUUGGUCGAGGUUCACCCAUCUAUUGGAGCUCUCAAGAAGCUUAUUUUCCUGAAUUUAGAAGGCUGCAAAAAACUCAAGAGUUUCUCAAGCAGCAUCCAUAUGGAGUCCCUUCAAAUUCUUACUCUCUCUGGCUGCUCAAAACUGAAGAAGUUUCCAGAGGUCCAAGGGAAUAUGGAACAUCUACCAAAUCUUUCUUUAGAAGGGACUGCUAUAAAAGGAUUGCCCUUGUCCAUUGAAAAUCUCACUGGACUUGCUUUGUUAAAUCUGAAAGAGUGCAAAAGCCUUGAGUCACUACCCAGAAGCAUUUUUAAGUUGAAGUCCCUGAAAACUCUCAUUCUUUCAAACUGCACAAGACUCAAGAAGCUUCCAGAGAUUCAGGAAAACAUGGAGAGUUUGAUGGAGCUUUUUCUAGAUGGGAGUGGUAUAAUAGAACUGCCUUCCUCAAUUGGGUGUCUAAAUGGGCUUGUUUUUUUGAAUCUGAAGAAUUGUAAAAAACUUGCAAGUCUUCCGCAAAGCUUUUGUGAGUUGACAUCUCUUAGGACUCUUACUCUCUGUGGUUGCUCAGAGCUGAAGGAUUUGCCAGAUAACUUGGGGAGCCUACAAUGUUUAACAGAGCUGAAUGCAGAUGGAAGUGGUGUACAAGAGGUUCCACCCUCUAUUACUCUUUUGACAAACCUUCAAAUAUUAUCAUUAGCAGGAUGUAAGGGAGGGGAAUCCAAGUCAAGGAAUAUGAUCUUCUCUUUCCACUCAUCACCAACAGAAGAAUUGCGACUGCCUUCUUUCUCGGGUUUAUACUCCUUGAGAGUGUUAAUUCUACAACGUUGCAACCUAUCGGAAGGAGCAUUGCCCAGUGAUCUUGGGUCCAUACCCUCAUUGGAAAGGUUAGAUCUGAGCAGGAACAGUUUCAUUACCAUACCUGCUAGCCUCAGUGGACUUUCUCGGCUGCGAAGUCUCACAUUAGAAUACUGCAAGAGUCUUCAAUCAUUGCCAGAGCUUCCAUCAAGUGUUGAAAGUUUAAAUGCCCAUAGUUGCACAUCCCUGGAAACCUUCACAUGUUCAUCAAGUGCAUACACAUCCAAGAAGUUUGGGGAUCUCAGAUUUAAUUUCACUAAUUGCUUUAGACUAGGAGAGAAUCAAGGCAGUGACAUUGUGGGAGCUAUAUUAGAGGGAAUCCAGCUUAUGUCAUCAAUACCAAAAUUUCUGGUGCCAGAUCGGGGGAUCCCUACUCCACACAAUGAAUAUAAUGCUUUGGUUCCUGGAAAUAGAAUUCCAGAGUGGUUCAGGCAUCAGAGUGUAGGGUGUUCUGUAAAUAUAGAGCUGCCUCAACAUUGGUAUAAUACCAAGUUGAUGGGAUUGGCUUUUUGUGCUGCUCUCAAUUUCAAGGGUGCUAUGGAUGGGAACCCCGGUACAGAACCGUCAUCCUUUGGUUUAGUUUGUUAUCUGAAUGAUUGUUUUGUGGAGACUGGCCUGCACUCAUUGUAUACUCCACCUGAAGGAUCCAAAUUUAUUGAGUCAGAUCACACGUUGUUUGAGUAUAUAUCUCUUGCUCGACUAGAGAUCUGCCUCGGUAAUUGGUUCAGAAAGCUAAGCGACAAUGUGGUUGCUUCAUUUGCAUUGACGGGCUCAGAUGGUGAGGUGAAAAAGUGUGGGAUUCGUCUAGUAUACGAGGAAGACGAGAAAGAUGGCGGAUGCAGCUUUCCUUUCGGCACCACGUGGCCGGGAGAUGGAGAUGGAGAUGACUCUAACUACAAAAAAGGUCUUCUGAUGGACCCUUCGGCUCCUCCAAAAUUGGAUUCCCUCUAUAUGGACCCCUCGGCUCCUCCAAAAUUGGAUUCCCUCUAUCCCCUCCAUCUCCUAUGCUCCCCCUAUUUCAAUAAAAAGUUUAAAGAUGGUUCCAGUUGAAGAAGCGCCCGUUCAAUCUCUAUCAUACCUCAUCAUUUGAGAGAUGAAUCUGAGGUUAUUGAAGAAAUUGUUACCAAGAUAUUGAAUGAACCAAUUGAUGCAUCCAUAAGCAGCAUGGAUGAUCUAGUUGGGCGUAUAGAGGAUAUGGUUUCAUCAUUAUGUAUUGGUUCUGAUGAUGUUUGGAUUGUAGGAAUUUGGGACAUGGCCGGCAUAGGUAAGACCACCAUCGCCAAAGUUGUUUACAAUCAAAUCCACAAUAAAUAUGAAGAUUAUUACUUUC